CAGCACACGCAGUGGAGUGGUCCUUCAGGCGUCCCCGUUGCGUAGGAACGAAACCCCGUCGGAGACUCGAAGCUUCAUCUCCAAACUUUGACUUCCUGGAUUCACAGACGAGCGGAGGACGCGGUACAAACUGCUCUCGGGUUAUAAAAGAGUCGCACAUAUAAAAUACUCGGAGAUAUUCACAUCAUGUCUCUUUGUUAACGACAGAUUCCAGUUAGCGGUGCUUAGCUAACUGUUAGCCUCCUCCAGCGGCUCUGUGGCGGAAACAGUCCAGCGCCGAAGAGACACUUUGAAAAAAAAAAGACAAAUGUGACCAGUGGACUUCUCUGUAAUGUCCUCACUUUUCUGCUGGAGUCACGUUUUGUAGAUGUAACAACCCACGAACCGGUGAGAUGACCGAUUUCAAACCGACGCUCAGCUCAGCUAACCGGGGACAGACCAGCUAACGCGCCCCGUCGUGGAGGACGCGGCUCAGGAGACUAAGACAGACAGAGAAGCUCCUGUUGAUCCAGUGGUUACAGUGGGAGCUGUGGUACAGGAGGAACAUGGCCGGGGACGCGGACAGUCUCCCGGAACUGGACCAGAAGAAAUACGAUGCGGACGAGCAGGUGAAGAUCAUCUGUCUGGGGGACAGCGCGGUGGGGAAAUCCAAGCUGAUGGAGAGGUUUCUCUUGGAUGAAUAUCGUCCCCAGCAGCUGUCAACCUACGCUCUGACUCUCUACAAACACACAGCCACUGUAGGAAACAAGACAGUAGCAGUGGAUUUCUGGGACACAGCUGGUCAGGAGAGGUUCCAGAGCAUGCAUCCCUCUUACUACCACAAAGCACACGCAUGCAUCAUGGUUUUUGACGUUCAACGGAAGAUCACAUACAAGAACUUGACCAACUGGUACAAGGAGCUGAGAGAGUACAGACCGGAGAUACCCUGCUGUGUGGUCGCCAACAAAAUCGACGCUGAUUUGAAGGUGACACAGAGAAGCUUCAGCUUCGGGAAGAAGCAAGGACUCCCGUUCUACUUUGUGUCCGCGGCCGACGGGACGAACGUAGUUAAGAUGUUCAGAGAGACGAUCAAGAGAGCGGUGGAAUACAAGCAAAACCCCAGCGACUUCAUGGAUGAAGUGAUGCAAGAGUUAGAGAACUUUGACCUGGAGAAGAAGGAAGAGAAUUCAGAAGCCGAUGAAGAUGGAUUAAAAGCCGAGAGUCCUGAGCUGGUCUGACAGAUUUUAGCUCUUUACAAUUCCUCUCGUCAUCUCUUGGAUUAUUUCUCCUCCUCUGGAGUCGAUGCUGCAAAUAGACCAUGAUUUUAGUGAAAAUGUCCGAGAGCUGUGAUUCUCUGUGACGCUCUUGACGUAAUUUUGGUGGUCUGCUUUAAUCACUAUUGAAUUGUUGCUACUACUGGAGCGUGGCUGACAUCGGGUUCGAAGUCACCGUCCUCCAUCUGUCCACUGACAGGAAACACACCUGGUGGAAUGAUCAGGAUUUGUUGAGCAGGUUCCUUUAGCCUCCAUUUCUAACAUCGUCACUUUUAAACAAUAUCUACUUUUGUAACAGGUGAAAAUCCCUUAGUGAAGCUUAAUGUUUGUUUCAGCGUGAAAACCAAUUACUUUGUGUCGUGUAAUGUGAAUGUGAAGCAUCGAAAAACCAACUUGCAAAGAGAACGUGUGAUUAUGAAUUUGCUGCUGUUCUCCGUGUUUGUCUGUAGUGUUGUGAGCAGUGUCAGCAGGGAGCCGUGUCUGUUGCUUUCAUUCUAUUAUGUAAAGUCUGUUUUUCAGUGUCCUUCAAAUGUUUUUAAUCGUAUCAUAGAAACAUAUGAUCCCGGUUCUAUUUCCAAGAGCACGUUGUAGAUGCAACUGUCAAGUCAUUCGAUGUGAAAGCAGACUGUUUAUAAAGAUGGACGACAUUACGGCUCCACAGAAGUGAAGCCUGAGCUUACCGAUCCCCCCCCCCCUGGUGGCUGGCUGUUGUAUAAGUCAUAAAUUCUGCCUCCUCCGUGUUAGGGAAUGGGACAUGGAGCAAACUAAAAGUCAAAACAUUUUUCUCAAGCUGGUUUCUGUCAUUUUAGGUCUUAACUUGACUUAAAAAAAGGAUGAAAUGUGAUGAUCGACUGCUGAGACUUUCUCACAAUUGGUAGAGAAUGUCUUUUGGCAGAGUGGGGGGGGGGGAGUGAACACGCUUCAUCCAUCUUUAUAGAUAGAAUGUGUACGAGUGGACAUCAACUGAAUCGUACUCUUACAAAAGUCGCAGCCUUGUGUAAUGUUGAGUCUUUUGUGAUGAGUUUGAGGUGUUUGCACAUUCAUCCAUAUUAACAGGAACGUUGCUAUGACGAUGUUUUAAACCUGUUUUCUGGCAGAAUAAUCUGUGAAGGGUGAAACACACGAUUCCAUUAUUUCUACAUGUUUACGUAUACGCAGAAACCCUGGAUGUAUAUUUUCUGUUUGUAUUUGACUGUAUUGUGUGAAAUUUACAAUAAAUCACACUGGAACAUU
Hippoglossus stenolepis (Pacific halibut) is the source of this 2486-nucleotide messenger RNA. RefSeq names its product RAB, member of RAS oncogene family-like 2 (gene rabl2). The record is from RefSeq and is a predicted model, not a curated record. The transcript is spliced from 8 exons. Gene Ontology annotation, molecular function: GTPase activity; GTP binding. Lineage: Eukaryota; Metazoa; Chordata; Actinopteri; Pleuronectiformes; Pleuronectidae. Gene Ontology annotation, cellular component: endosome; Golgi apparatus. Bases 546 to 1217 code for a protein of 223 amino acids.